CGGGUUUGUUUUCCCAAGGAAACACUGAGCAGAGACUUUCGUUUUCGUUUUAUCAGCAAGCGUGGAGCAAGUUCUAGUGAUUAUUUUUUAAGCUUAAAAAUGUAUCAAUUGUUAUUGAUAGUCCUGGCUGUUCCGAGUGCGACCGUUUGGAGCUAUCCCCUAGGGAAGAAUGUGUUCGCCACGCAGAACGAUGACGGUGCGGAGUUUCGCGACAAGGCGUUCGACGAGGAGUUCCGAAAAGUGACUGUGGUUGGAAGUGCACCUGUUCACGCCCUCGAUUCAUACGAUAAUCCUCGCCACUUGGAUAAUGCCUCCCGGGAGAAGGACAAUUUCCCAUCCAACAUCUACAGCAAAUACGACAACACCCAGCAGAAAGUAAAGGGCUGGUUUGAUACGCCACCCCUAAUCGACACCAUCCGCGAAUCAGAGAAAUACGGCAACGAAGGUGAUCACUUGUAUUUUCUCACCAAACCGCUGGUCAAGGUCACCGAAACCGUGUCCAAUACUAUCAACAGGGCCAUAGCGGCACCGCGGAAGCUCUUUCAGCAUGCAACGAAAGGCGUUUCGGAAAAGCUGAACGACUUCGGGGCCAAACUGGUUGGGCUGAGAAAAUGAUUCCAGUCAUUUGGAGUAGUUGCUAAGGAUU
Molecule: messenger RNA, 646 nt
Organism: Ochlerotatus camptorhynchus
Lineage: Eukaryota; Metazoa; Arthropoda; Insecta; Diptera; Culicidae
Exons: 4
Coding region: 100-615 (171 amino acids)
Source: RefSeq, a predicted model, not a curated record